CUGAGUGAGAUUGAUAUUAGCCAACUAGACAGCGUCUCAGCAGCGUUUGUUUGUGUGUUUUGUGAAAGUCCACUGGUGAUGUUGCUGCGAAGAUAGGGGGAAAGGUGUUCAGAGGCGCUGUUUGGAGCACAAUUAUCCGUCAGCUCUGCCAGGGCAGGAUGUUGUUUCAAUUGGUGCUGGCUUUCCUUUGUGGUGUUGGCGUUUGGGCCACAGAAAAUACCACCACCCAGCAGGAACCGCCGCCGCUGCUGCUGGUGUCAUUUGAUGGGUUUCGAGCUGACUACCUGAAGAGGUUCCCCAUGCCGAACCUGAAGCUCCUGUACAGCCAGGGGGUCCUGGUGGAGCAGCUCACUAAUGUCUUCAUCACCAAGACGUUUCCAAACCAUUACAGUCUGGUUACAGGACUUUAUGCAGAGUCUCAUGGUAUCCUGGCCAGUAGAAUGUAUGAUCCCAUCAGCAAGAAGCACUUCAGCGUUAGCAACGACACCGACCCGAUGUGGUGGAAUGGGGCGGUGCCCCUCUGGAUCACCGCGCUGGACUCCGGCUACAGCACUGCAGCCAUGAUGUGGCCCGGCUCCGACGUGACCAUCAGGAACCGCACACCUACACACUUCUUUCCCUACAACCCCAACGUAACAUUCCAGGAACGACUGGGGAAUGUGACAAACUGGCUGUUAGGAAAUGCAACGGAACAACGAGUGAAGUUUGCAGCUCUCUACUGGGAGGAGCCGGACAAAUCAGGUCACAUGUUCGGCCCUGACAACACCACCGCCAUGGGCAAAGUGCUGAAGGAGGUUGACGACAACAUCGGCCUGCUGAUAUCUGAGCUAAAUCGGACCGGCCUCUGGGGUCGCAUCAACGUGGUGAUAACGAGCGACCACGGGAUGGCCCAGUGCUCAACCGAUCGCCUCAUACGGCUGGACGAGUGCCUCCCUGAAGACAACUACACACUGGUGGACCUCACACCUGUGGCGGCGCUCUUCCCAAAUCAAAGUGAUCAAGCUGAUGCUGUCUUCAAUGCGCUAAGUGAGUGCCACCCCCACAUGACAGCAUACUUGAAAAAGUCCAUUCCUGAUAGGCUGCACUACCAGAACAAUGUGCGCAUCCAGCCAAUCAUACUGAUUGCUGACGAAGGCUGGACCAUAGUGAAGAAGGGGAACAAGUUGCCGAGAUUGGGCGAUCAUGGCUAUGACAAUGCUCUUCCCAGCAUGCAUCCUUUCCUGGCAGCGACUGGGCCUGGCUUCCGUCAGGGUUAUCAGCUGAACAGCUUAGAAACUGUGGAUGUUUAUGCACUCAUGUGCCGCCUGCUGUCAGUGCCUGCGCAGCCCAACAAUGGCACCCUGACCCAGGCUCGGUGCCUGUUGGCCGCUGAGGCCUGCGUAGAUCUUCCCCUGGUUAUCGGCCUGGUGGUGGGUGUCCUGCUGGUACUCACUACAAUCACUGUUUUGUUCAGGUCUCUGAGCACUCGCCGCCAAUCAGGGCCUCGGCCUUUCAGGAGGCUGCAGGUCGACUAUGAUGAUGAUGACGACGACCCCUUGUUGGAGUAAACCAACUGUGUCGCAAACAGGUUUAGAACCACACAUUUAUCAAGAGCAGACCACAAUGCAACCCAAAACAAGAAUGUAAAAAUGUAAUCCAGGCUAAAAGCAAGCAAGAAGCUGCUUCAACUAAAGCCUGGAAGGAAAUGCAAUCUGUAUAAUUUAGUAGGCCUGUCACUUACUUCCCCAUCAUUAUGCAAAGAGAGUACAAUUGUGCA
Pundamilia nyererei is the source of this 1756-nucleotide messenger RNA. It is a transcript of the gene enpp4, whose product is annotated as ectonucleotide pyrophosphatase/phosphodiesterase 4. Lineage: Eukaryota; Metazoa; Chordata; Actinopteri; Cichliformes; Cichlidae. The record is from RefSeq and is a predicted model, not a curated record. Bases 159 to 1547 code for a protein of 462 amino acids. The transcript is spliced from 8 exons.